UUUUGCCAGCAGUUUGUCCUUGUCAUGAAAAGGAGAGACCGUUACUGUUGUCAUGUAAAAAUAUCAAAUGCCAAUGAAUAUUAACAGACAUAAUCUUAGUAAUCUGUGAUAUUACCAUUUUAUUAUGAACAGUACAACAUUGCCGAAAAGUGCUAUUAUUUAUUAAUUCUACAGCAUUCUGAAGACCUAAACCCAAAAACCAGUUUAUUGAUAGUCGAACUUUAUUGUCACACUUGGACGCAAAAUAUUGUAAACAUAACCUCUUAGUGUUGAAUUCGUUUUGUUGAAGAAAUGGAUAAAGAAAAUGCAAAAGGCAUAGGGAAAAUAUGCAUACCUGGCAUGCGUUUGAGUUUAUCAAACAAAGAAUUUAUAUCAGGACCAGGUACAUAUGAGUUAAAAGGUUAUAUUUACGCUACUCUAGCUGGUAUUCUAAAAAUGGAAGCAGACGAAAAAACUAAGGCUACAAUGGUCUCGGUUGAAAGUCCCAGAACACCGAGUGUUCUUCCUAAAGCUGGAGAUAUAGUAACAGCUAAAGUGACAGUAGUUAACUCCCGUAUGGUUCAAUGUAUGAUACUCUGUGUGGGAUCUUCAAUCUUAGCGCGACCAUACAAAGGCAUCUUAAAGAAAGAAGACAUAAAAUCUACCGACAAGGAUCGUAUAGACCCUUACAAAUGCUUUAGGCCUAGCGAUGUUAUACUGGCCAGAGUUCUACCAAUGACUGAAAUACACUGGUACCACUUAUCAACAGCUGAAAAUGAGCUUGGUGUUGUGAUUGCUGUAGCCGAAGGUUCACCACAAGGAGUCAGCAUGGUGCCAAUAAGUUGGUCUGAGAUGCAAUGCCCCAAAACACUUGUCAAGGAACCAAGAAAAGUGGCUAGAGUAAUACCAGAAAAUAUCAACCAAACAAUGUUUCAAGAGAGCAAAGGAGAUACUGAACAAAACAGUAAAUAGCAAUUAUAUUAAAAAUACUUUGGAUAAUAUAACA
This is a messenger RNA of Chilo suppressalis (striped riceborer), 985 nucleotides long. Lineage: Eukaryota; Metazoa; Arthropoda; Insecta; Lepidoptera; Crambidae. The record is from the annotation of a GenBank genome assembly.